CGUCUCCUAUUUAAAGGUCCCCAAGUAGAGGAUGGAGACAGAAUAAGCAGUCCUCCCGCGUGGGGAGUUCGUGGCCGCAGAGUAGCUGAGACUGCGCCGCCGCGGAACCCCGCAGGAAAGCUGGGCCCGAGUGGAAGAGUAGACGCCGUGCCUAGCUUGGGCUGUUCACACGCCGCAUCAGCCUUCGCUGCCUUCCACCAUCGCGCUCUAUUCCCCCUGUCUUUUUUGGUGGCUGCGGGCGCCUGAGGGAGGGACAGGGCGAAGGGAGAGCAGGGCGCCCGCCUCUCUUCUGCUGCCUCCACCCGCCUCCCCGAGUGUAGUGGGAACAGGCGCGCUUUCCUGUUCAAUGCCCCUGAGCGGGAAACCGACAUAAGGGAGUGAGGGAGCGACUGAGUGAUUGGUGGAGGCGUGUACGCGGGUGGGGGGAGGAGGACGAGGAGGUGUGAGGAGGACCGAAGGGAGGAUGUAAGCGGGCUCUGCAGAGGUGCUUUCUGGGGGGAGGAAAGAGCCUGAGCGGCCGGGCGCAGAUUGACCCUGGGAUUGGAAAGCCCCGCAUCUUCCCGGAAUCGGUGUCUGUAGUGCUGUGGAGGUAGGCGCCUUCCUCCCCCCCCCCCGCUGUCGCCGCAGCAGCCCGCGCUGUGGCCCCACUACUGCAGAGAGGGGCGAGAGGGGGCUCUGCUGCUGUCGACGCGGCUACCACCGCCACCCCUCCCUCGUUGCUGCUGCUGCGAAUGACUGAUCUGCCAGCUCCGUGCCCGAGGAGGAUGCUCUCCCGCUGCAGAAACAGGCGUGACUGAAGGGGACUUGCCCAGCCCCGUCGGGAUAAGGAGCGGCGCCCCCCCCCGUGUGUUGCAUCUCCUGCCUCUCUCCUUAGCCCCCCAUUCUCCUCCCGCUCUUGUAGGGGAUGCGCGGCCGGUGCCCUGCCUCAGCCGCCGUUCUACCGGUGCCCCAUGUCCGCGCCGGCGAAACGGCUUCCUCCGCCGCCGCUGCCUCCUCCUGCUGCUGCUUGGAAAAAUGAAGCGACAUCCCCCAUCCUGCUGCUGCCGGCGGGGGUGUUAGAAGGAAGGGGGGCGCGGAGCGCUGCGCACACCGCAAGACCCCAAAUCCUGCUCUGCACCUGAGACGGACGGCGAUCCAGCGCUCUCGCCGCUCCAGGGCAUUUCAAUUAACUGCCGACGGCAUAAAGCGCUGCUGUGGGGUUUCUAAUCCCCCACUCUCUCCGCUCGUGGCGGGCAAGUGCCUCCCCUUCUCCCUGCAGAAGGAGGGUUGGCUUGGUGCUGUUGCUGCUGCUGCUUCUGCUUCUACCUCCUGUCCGCCGCCUCCUGGUAGGGAGCUGGAGCUGCCCCUCGACCCCGUGGUGCAGGGGGUGCGGAGAGGACUGGCUCUGGGAGGCUAUGGGGGAGAUUUCCCUCGGGCCGACUCCCUAGGCAGACUCCUUUCAUUAUUUUUAUAAGGGUUUCUUCCCCGCUCUGGCCACGCUCCCACAUGCCUGUAGACUCUGGCGUUUAAAUCCUGCUGAUAAGGCGCAUAGGGCCCCGUGGAUUUCGUGGAAACACCUGGGAUCUACUACAGGGAAAGGCAGAAAACCAGACUGAGAGGAGUAUCAGCAUUGCUAAAGUGCGAGGCAAAUCCAUUUAGAAAUUGGUCUGCUUAAACGACUCACACUGCACGUCUCCAUUGGUCAUCAUGGGGGAGCAACCCAUCUACAGCACCCGAGCUCAUGUCUUCCAGAUCGACCCUAACACAAAGAAGAACUGGGUUCCCACCAGCAAGCAUGCUGUUACUGUGUCCUACUUCUAUGACAGCACAAGAAAUGUCUAUAGGAUAAUCAGCUUGGAUGGCUCAAAGGCAAUAAUAAAUAGUACCAUCACUCCCAACAUGACAUUCACAAAAACAUCACAGAAGUUUGGUCAGUGGGCAGAUAGCAGAGCAAAUACUGUUUAUGGCUUGGGAUUUUCCUCUGAACACCAUCUCUCAAAAUUUGCAGAAAAAUUUCAGGAAUUUAAAGAAGCUGCACGACUAGCUAAGGAAAAAUCCCAAGAAAAGAUGGAAUUAACAAGUACACCCUCACAGGAAUCUGCAGGAGGUGAUAUUCAAUCUCCUCUUACACCUGAGAGUAUUAAUGGAACAGAUGAUGAAAGAACAACCCCAGAAGUGACGCAAAACUCAGAACCAAGGGCUGAACCAACCCAGAACGCAUUACCAUUUGCGCAUAGUUCGGCAAUCGGCAAGCACUGGGAGGCAGAACUCGCUACGCUCAAGGGUAACAAUGCCAAGCUGACAGCAGCUCUGCUUGAGUCCACUGCCAAUGUGAAACAAUGGAAACAACAGCUUGCUGCAUAUCAGGAGGAAGCAGAACGUCUACACAAGCGGGUGACUGAGCUGGAGUGUGUUAGUAGUCAAGCAAGUGCGGUCCACACUCAUAAAACAGAAUUAAACCAGACAAUACAAGAAUUAGAAACUACACUCAAGAAAAAGGAAGAGGAAAUAGAAAAAUUGAGACAAGAAAUUGAUAAUGCCAGAGAGCUUCAGGCACAGAGGGACUCUUUAACUCAGAAGCUACAAGAAGUGGAAGUUCGAAACAAAGACUUAGAAGGACAAUUGUCUGAUCUAGAACAACGUCUGGAGAAAAGUCAGAAUGAACAAGAAGCUUUUCGCAAUAACUUGAAAACACUUUUAGAAAUUCUUGAUGGCAAAAUCUUUGAACUAACAGAACUACGAGAUAACCUGGCCAAGCUAAUAGAAUGCAGCUAAAGAAAAUGGGAUCUCAGUGCCAACCUUCUUAAAGAUGCACUGUCUCUCUUCAUAGGACAUUGUUGGGCUCUGCAUCAAAGUUGCACAAAAUUAGGAAAAUGCUCCUCCAGGAGGGCCUGUUUUAAAUUUUCAACAUUAUAUUUCCGUGUAAAAUUUUAGAAUUCAGCUUGUAGUUAGUCGGUAAAAAAUAAAAUAACUUGAAUUACAAAUUACCUCCUUGUAUAUAAUUGGCCAUAGAUGACUCGAAAGAUAUUAACAGUAAUUGAAUGCAAUCCUUUUCUAUUAUUAGCCAGUGAAAUAAUGAGAAGUGCCCCAAAUUAAAUCCUUUUCAGUGUUAGACACAACGUAGAUUAUCUGUUUUGUUUUGUUUUGUUUUUUGUUUUGUUGGUUAAGAUAACUAAUUGUUGUGUUUUGUGCAAGAACUUUAUGAUGUCGGCCCUCUCUUUUGUUGUACUCUUAAUAAUUUCUCAGGAUAUUUUGCACUGUUAAGAAACAGUGCAUUACCAGUUAAUUCUUGCCAGGAGUGAGAGAGAGUUGCAUCUUUAAUUCAAACCUAGUGAUUAACUGCUUGUAUAGAGUUCUUCCCUUUUUUAUACUGGAAGAUGCUGUAUUUAUUUAUGAUGUUCACUCUGGUGUUCUAUAAUAUUGUCCAGUGUAAGGUUUACUUUUCUCUGCUUAAGUUCAUGUAUGUAGAAGUUCUGUAUUCCACUUUGAAGCCUAUCUAUGAAGACAGGUGAGUCCCUCAAAAAUAUUUUAUAAUUUGCUAUAUACGGAUGAGGAUCAAUCUAUUCUUAUUUAACAUCACAUAUGUUUAAUAUUCACUGUCACCAAAAUACAUUUCAUUAAUUCAUUUAGCAAGAAAAGUCUUCUGAAUAAUCAGUGCAGCAUAUUAUUAUAGAUCACGUUGUGGAUAUACAGCAAUUGGCCAGGGCAUUUUCUUUAUGUUGACCUUCCUCAGUUUUUAAAAAAAUGUUUUUUAGAAAUUGUAUAAUCACAGGAAAUUGGAGAUUUUUUUCCUCCUCUUUGAAUCUUCACAUCACAUCUUUAUCACAAACUACACCAGGCAAUAUUCUGAACUUCAAAACAGGAACUGAAUUCAGUUAUCCUCACUGAACAUGUUUUAAAGUUGUUUUGAUGUAAUUUACAAAGACUUUUGCCAACCAUGUAUUAUCUUUAUAUAAUCUUUUUUAUUUUAAAGAAAAAAAUGAAAGAUAAGCCAAGUGUCACAUGACUGCUUACCGAAUGGGAGUUGCAUUAUGGGAUAGUCUUGCUGUAAAUUGUCUAAUACUGGAGAGGAUUUUUAAAAAUGAAAGAAAAAGAAUGAAAUACAAAGAUGCACUGACUUUUUCUUUAUACCCCAAUUAAUUCGAAUGUUAAAUACAAAAUCCAGUUUGAACAUAAACUCUGUACAAUAGACAUUUUUUUCCACUAAAGGACUGCUAUUCAAAACUAGGUAAUAUAAAUCGGGUUUUUUAUGUGUGUACUCUAUGUAUAUACUGUAUAAUACACACAUUCUAAUUUGUAUUCAAAUUGGGAGAAAUACAUGAUGGGUUAAUUUAUAAAAUGCCAUUUUUCUUUAUCUGUAACUUAACAGGUGUCUCCUGAAAUGUCAGGAUUACUGUUUUGCUAACACUAAAUUAUUAUGUAUUAUACUGUAUGUACUGUACACAUCAUUUAAGUUUCCUCCAUAAUUUAGAGUGUUCUGCCACUUAUUUUAUUUAUUAUUGGGGAAAAUAUUUGUUAAUUGCAUUCAUAGAUAAAAGCUUUCUAUGGUGAUUUUUUUUAAUAGGUAGAUGUUGAUGAUGUGUAACUUUAUCAGGUCCAGGACAGUAGUGAUUACCUGAUUUUAAUUUACCUGGAGAAGUUUGUACCUGAUUCUCUUGCUAUAUGAGUGUCAAUUGGAAACAUCUUCAGCAAAGUGUAAAAUUAGUGUAAUUAUGGGAGGAAUGAAGUGGGUUCAUGCUGGUUCUUCUUAAUUAUAACAAGUUAGAACAGAAAUUUGAUGGCAAAAAAUGUAACAUUAUUUUUAAUGAGAUCAAAAUUUUUAAUACAAUGACAUUUACAUGUGGGGAAAUAGUUUACAAAAUAUUUCCGCUUAAAUGCUGUGUAUAUGUGUGGUACAAGAAAAUGAUUUGUAAUAUGUACACACACACAUGUAUAUACAGUACAUGGAAAAAUUUAAAUGUGCACAUUUUUAAUAUUUUCCUAUUGAAAUUAAAUUUAAAAAUUGGAAAUCAAUAUUUGAGAAUUUCUUUUCUCAUGUAUACUAAGAUGCUUGACUUUGGGUUCUGUUGUUUGUAAAAAUAAAAUCUAUGAGGGCUGCACCAUUGAAUUCCCAAAAGUCAUCUAAUAUGUAUAUGGGAUAAGGUGGAAUUAAGUGCACAUAUAAAUAAAAUCUGAUUGUUAAGAAUAUUUUAAUGUUCAUUUAUGGUAGGUGGAUGUUUAGAAAUUGUAUUCUAGAAAUUGUAUUCUGAAGUUCCUGAUUAGGUAAUCAUACCUACUUUAGCCGCUACACUUCUGUAUUAUUAAGGUAAUAAUUGGCAUAAUAGAAAAAGUCAUUUUUCCCAGAGCCUGGAAUUGCAUAUUGUAUCUAUCUUAAGAGAAACUGUGGGAAUCUAUAUGCCAGAAAAUGUUGGGUAUUGUGGACUAAAAACAAGAUCUUACAUGGGAGAACAAUUACCUUGUGUAUAACUUGUUAUAUGACUAUUAUGGAGUCUUGUUUUAAAAAGAAAUCUUUUAAAACCCAACAAAAUACAAUUUUUAUUUUGAAA
Rhineura floridana is the source of this 5525-nucleotide messenger RNA. RefSeq names its product homer scaffold protein 1 (gene HOMER1). The record is from RefSeq and is a predicted model, not a curated record. Gene Ontology annotation, biological process: G protein-coupled glutamate receptor signaling pathway; regulation of store-operated calcium entry. Lineage: Eukaryota; Metazoa; Chordata; Lepidosauria; Squamata; Rhineuridae. Bases 1687 to 2754 code for a protein of 355 amino acids. Gene Ontology annotation, molecular function: G protein-coupled glutamate receptor binding. Gene Ontology annotation, cellular component: postsynaptic density; cytoplasm; plasma membrane. The transcript has 9 exons.